UAUCAAGUAAUUGAGUCUCUUUCAAUGCGACUGUAAGCCCGAGAAAUGAAUAAAGCAGGCGGCCGAAUAUGAUAAAGCGACAAAGUAAUUAUACUGGCAUCACGUGAUACUGCCUUUGAUGUCGCGAUCUACGCGUCCGCUCACGGCAAAUAUCUCAAACAGCUAAAACUCCAGACUCUUUCAAACUGAAUCUGAAUCCGGAUACUGAACGAAACUGACUUUGAAUACGACAAAGGGAUAAGUAAAUUGAUAUGCUUGUCACGUGGUUCUGCAGGUCAGGACGAUCACAGCUGUCGUGACAAAGACAGACAGGCUGCCUUAAAACACCCUUCCCGCUGCGAGUAACACAAAUCGCCGCCAUGUCGUCGUCCAACCGUGACCCGAAGAGGAAGAACGACGACCGGGACGAGAAGCCCAUUUCUCCACCCCCUGUCAAACGAAAGGUUCAGUCUACAACUACAAAAGAUGCCGUCUCCUCGUUCUUCAAACCAACCUCCCAGAAGCCACCGGAGCCUCUUACCUGGUCGGAAAGAGCUGUGAACGAAGACACUAAAACUUCCCUCAUCGUCGGCAAAUAUGUUCCCCAAGGCACAUCCACCGCGCCAAGUGAUGCCGCCCCUGCCGCUCCAAAGAAGACAAGGAUUGCUGCCUUUGAUUUAGACUGGACCCUCGUCAAGUCCGCCUCGGGCAAGAGGUUCGUCUACGACGCCGGAGACUGGAAGUGGUGGCAUCCCAACGUGCCCGUGAUGCUGAAAAAGCUGCACCAGGAACAAGAAUUCAACAUCGUAAUCAUCAGCAACCAGGGCGCCAUCCAAUUACAUCCCGAUCGCAAGGCCCCAAGCGCACUUAGGGGUCGUCUGGACUCCUGGAAAGAGAAGAUUGCGUCGAUUCUGCGACAAUUGGAUAUCCCAGUCACGUUGUAUGCCGCUACGCAGUUUGAUAACUAUAGGAAGCCGCGGACGGGGAUGUGGGAUGAGAUACUGAAGGACCUCGAUCUCACACCCGAAACCGUCCACAUGGGAGAAUCCUUUGUAGUAGGCGACGCCGCAGGCCGUAUCGCCGUGCCUGGGAUUGAUAAGGACUUUUCUGCUUCUGACCGCGGCUUCGCCGAUAACAUAGGAAUCCUAUUCCUCACCCCCGAAGAGUACUUCCUAGACGAGGCACCACGGGAAUACAUCCGCUCCUUCGAGCCAGGAGACUACGUCAACACAGCCUCUGUCAAUGAUACCGCCGGUUCGUGGUCCACUGGAGCCUGGAAUUCGAGAGCGCCGUUCUAAUAUGGAGUUGUAGAGGACCCCCCCUUCGUGCCGUCGAGCGAGCAAGAGAUUAUCCUCUUCGUCGGCUCCCCCGCCUCCGGCAAAUCAACCUUCUACCACCAGCACUUCCAGCACCUCAGCCCGAGCUACAUCCGCAUCAACCAAGACCUUCUCAAGACGCGGGAUAAAUGCCUCAAAGUCGCGCGAACCCAUCUCGAAGAGGGAGUCUCCGUGGUCAUCGACAACACCAACGCCGACGAGGCGACGAGGAAACAUUGGGUUGAGCUGGCGAGGGAGAGGGG
Messenger RNA from Pseudogymnoascus verrucosus, 1558 nucleotides. RefSeq lists its product as uncharacterized. The transcript has 7 exons. Bases 360 to 1277 code for a protein of 305 amino acids. The record is from RefSeq and is a predicted model, not a curated record. Gene Ontology annotation, molecular function: double-stranded DNA binding; polynucleotide 3'-phosphatase activity; ATP-dependent polydeoxyribonucleotide 5'-hydroxyl-kinase activity. Gene Ontology annotation, biological process: DNA repair. NCBI's taxonomy places the organism in Eukaryota, Fungi, Ascomycota, Leotiomycetes, Thelebolales, Thelebolaceae.